CCGCCCGAAACCAACAUCCGUCGUCGCGGCCGCCAAAAGCUCUCAAAUCGCAACAGAGCCGAACAGUGCAGAGGACCCAAUGGAGCCCGGCGUCUGCACCAACGCUGGCGCCGCCGCCCGCGCGGGUAUCCUCCUCCCGCGCUGCCGACCGUCUUCGUCGGCCGUCGCGCCCGUCACCCUGCGCCGCCGCAGCCUUCCGACGCGAGGGUUGCGCUGCGCCGGCGCGGACUGGACCGAGCCGUCUUUCGCGACCGUCGCGGAGAAGCUCGACGCGGCAAUGGCGGCAGGGAUGGCGCGCGCGUCCUCGGGGGCCGGUGGCGAGGAGGAGAAGGGCCAGACCGGGGCGAUCAACGGCGUGGGCAGCAGCGCGGUGGAGGAGCCGGUGGCCGUGCCGUUCGCGCCGUUCGAGCAGAGCUUGGUGGCCGUGGACAGUGUCGGGGAGGAUGCGCUCAGUCAGGCGCUCGGCAGUAAGUUACGCUUCGAGGAGACAUCUACAUAUGUCAUAUAUGGCACCGGUGCUUUCUUUGCUGGAUGGAUUUUGUCUGCUGUUGUUUCAGCAAUCGACUCCAUCCCCUUGCUCCCAAAGAUACUGGAAAUUUUGGGCCUUGGUUACACAAUUUGGUUCGGCACACGGUAUCUUCUUUUCAAGGAAAACAGAGAUGAGCUGCUCGUCAAAGUUGAAGAUCUCAAAAAGAGAAUUGUUGGAUCUAGCGAUGAGUGAUAUGUUAGCACGUGAUUGGGCUUUAGCUGCAUCUUACAGUUAGUUCCACUUUUAAUCUUCUUGCUAAAACUGUAAUGCUUGCGCCUUUGAUGUUUACUGUCUUCGAAAAUUGCAUGAAGCUCUCUGGUCUGCUCACUUUAGUAUGA
Messenger RNA from Phragmites australis (common reed), 867 nucleotides. Its product is annotated as protein CURVATURE THYLAKOID 1D, chloroplastic-like. Gene Ontology annotation, cellular component: chloroplast thylakoid membrane; thylakoid. The transcript is spliced from 5 exons. NCBI's taxonomy places the organism in Eukaryota, Viridiplantae, Streptophyta, Magnoliopsida, Poales, Poaceae. The coding region runs from base 80 to 721 and encodes 213 amino acids. The record is from RefSeq and is a predicted model, not a curated record.